Metarhizium robertsii ARSEF 23 is the source of this 1233-nucleotide messenger RNA. RefSeq names its product metalloprotease 1. The transcript is spliced from 3 exons. The coding region runs from base 1 to 1233 and encodes 410 amino acids. NCBI's taxonomy places the organism in Eukaryota, Fungi, Ascomycota, Sordariomycetes, Hypocreales, Clavicipitaceae. The record is from RefSeq and is a predicted model, not a curated record. Gene Ontology annotation, molecular function: metallopeptidase activity.
AUGGCAAAUAUUGUCAAAUCAAGCGCAAUACAUGCACGCCAUAAUGAAUCACUACUUGAGUGCGCAGAAGAAGCGCCAAGCCCAGAGUUUCUGCAAUUUUCCAAGUUACUGCAAUCCCCUAAUUCUUCCCUUACACGACGCCAAUCACAGCAGGAUUUCAACUUUAACGUGUUUGCUCAUGUUGUAUACUAUGAUAAGACUGCCCGAGGCGGUUAUGUAGAGGAGACGGAUAUUAAAAACGCAAUAGAAGCUAUGAAUGGGAAUUUUGACGGCUCUGGAAUCUCAUUUACUCUUGUUAAUGUUAGCUACACGGAAAAUCAAAAUUGGGCUACCCUCCAAGACGUCGAAGCAAUGAAAAACGAACUACGCGAGGGAACAUACGCAGACUUGAACCUUUAUUACGUAUCAACCAUCGCAGAAGAUGCGGAACGAAAGACAUAUACCGUUGGUAGAUGUACCAGACCAAUAACGUUUUUUAUUAACGGGAAGCCGCUGCUGGACAUCACAACUCUCAAUGAGGCUGUGGUGUCGGAAGAGAACUUAAUAGACGAUGGGUGCCUAAUUAUUGCUCGGGAGGUCAAUACAGUCACUGCUACCCACGAGGUCGGUCACUGGCUAGGUUUAUUUCACACUUGGCAAGGCGGUUGCAGCGACGAUGGAGAUAUGAUUGACGACACCGCUCCUCAAGAAUCUCCAACAGAGCGUUGCUCUGCAGUCAGACAGCGCUUUUCUGAUGGCAGGCCUGCCAAUUACGCCUGUGGCGGCUGGAGAGAAAGCAAUAUGUAUAACUUUAUGGAUUACUCGGACUGCAGUUCAACAUUUACUGGGGGCCAGAAGAAACGCAUGGCAUAUUGGGCAGGGUAUCGUGAAAUACUCGGGGCUCGCGGGCCAACUCAUCAUCCAUCUCGUCCGGCGGCUCCAGCUCCAGCUUCAGCGCCGCCUAGCGACGAAAACCAGGGCAAUACACAGCGACUGUCCUGGUUCAAACCCAAUAUAUUUGAACAGGAUGGGGGGCGUAAGCUCUGUACUGGUCUCGCCAACUUUAAGCUAUCUGGCUCUAAUUCUCUCAAUGCCGACCUUAUCGACAGGGCUUGUGGGACGGAGAUGUUUUGCAAGUUUAUUCAAUGGGAUUGGCAGGGGCUAGGUCCUCAGACACUAAGAGAAAGGCUUGGCUUUGAAAGCUACGACGAAUGCAUAGCUGGUCACGAGGCAGAGCCCCCAGCCAAGGUCUAG